This is a messenger RNA of Zootoca vivipara (common lizard), 2379 nucleotides long. RefSeq names its product XRCC1 N-terminal domain containing 1, N-terminal like (gene XNDC1N). Lineage: Eukaryota; Metazoa; Chordata; Lepidosauria; Squamata; Lacertidae. Gene Ontology annotation, cellular component: nucleus. Gene Ontology annotation, molecular function: damaged DNA binding. The record is from RefSeq and is a predicted model, not a curated record. Gene Ontology annotation, biological process: single strand break repair; base-excision repair.
UUAUUUAUUUAUUAGCACAACACGUUAAGGAACUGCCUCGGUGACGUCACGCGGAGAGGCUAGCAGCCAGCCAAUCAGCGUCGAGGGUCAAGGGGCGGGUAGUAUUGGCGGGAGAUUGAGAAACCCCGGGAAACUAAGGAAGACGCUCCCGGGAUCCCUGGGGCGGGGAGAUUUCUCAGAUACCUCAUUUGCAUACGUUAAUUCCCGGGUCCUGCGGGUGCUGAGAGAAGCCCCCUCGGGAAGAGAAAGAGCUGCGUCCUCACCUGCGGAACAGAAGCAAAGGCCCCGGGCAUCUCAUCCCGAGGGAGUAAGAAGCGGAAGCAGGGGGAAAAGAAACCCAUUUCUCUCCCCCCCCCAACCAGGUGGGACUCGGGAUGGGAAAGCCCCAUAAGCGGAAAUGAAAACCUGAGCAAAUGAGGGUGACUCACUGAAUCCUUGGAAAUGGCUCCAGUCAAAAUCAAAUACGUUGUGUCUUUCACAUUUCAGGAUCCCAAGUCCCCGGUGGAGAACCUGCUGCUUGAAGAAGGGGUUCGGCCCUGGCUCAGCUGUCCCCAGGACCGGAGCAGGCAGCUGAAAGCAGAGCUGCAGUUGGAACACGCAAGCCGCAUUGGCUACAUUGAUGUUGGGAACUGUGGCUCUGCCUUCCUUCAGAUAGAUGUGGGGCGAUCCUCCUGGCCUCUGGACCAGAGUUACCUCACUCUGUUGCCCACCACAGCCCUGAUGAUGCCCGCUGAUGCAAAGCUGGAUAAGAAUCGUUCUGCAGUCCGGAUGUUUAAAGAAGGAGACUUCCUGGCUUCAGCCCUAGGCGAGAAGUGGGAUCGUAUCAGACUCACUUGUAGCCAGCCUUUCAACAAGCGCACGCAGUUCGGUCUCUCCUUCAUCCGGAUCCGCACUCCGCAGGACACAGACGACAGCAAGUCAGACCCAGUCUCUAUUCCUAGUCAGGCUCCUUCUGAGUCCAGCAGCAGCCCAUGGCUCUCCAAUGCAGCCUUUUGCAGGACGUUCUUCUCAGAGGCGCCAUCGAGCACCGAGCAGGAAGCGGCGCUAAAAAGCCGGCUGCAGCAGCUGGACCCAGCCUCCAGCCCUGGUGCCUGGAUGAGCCGCCCGGCCAGGAUGGUGCUGCACGGGGCCUGUGCCCGCAAAAGAGCCUUCCCCCCGGUGCCUGGCUACACCCCUCCUCCUGCAGAGAGCAAAGAGGACGGGCAGAGCCAGCAUGAAGCUCAGGAGCCAGUUGUGUCGCGGCCCAAGCAGGAAUCGUCUGCCAGAAGAGGGGGCACGAAAUCAAGUCGAAGACGGGCAUCAUGCAGCAACCUGACGAGGUCUGCAGCGGCUUCUUCUGUCAAGCGUGGGGAUAAUUCUCGAAGGGAGAGAAGAGCCCCUGGCCAGCAGGGAAGACGGAGGAACAUGGGAGGUGAAGAGGAGGAAGAGGAAGAGAGGUGGCCUCGAAAGAGAGAGGCGGGGUUGGGUGUGUGCCCCAUCUGUGAGGGUCAUUUCCCCGCCAAUCUCUUACCAGCCCAUGCCUCCAGCUGUGGAGAAGAGGAUUUUGAAGCGAGCUCUUCCUCCUCGCCUUCAUCGCCGUGGGAAGAGCUUGUUGCAGACUGCGCCCACUGCCCCAUCUGCCAGUUCAGUUUUCCCGCUGCUGAGAUUGAGAGACACGCCAGCAACUGCGGGGAGCCGGAUGAGGCCCUGGGGAACAGACCCUCCUGGCUUUGGGCAGAACAGGGCGAGUAGAUGGGGGGCAAGUGCCCCAGGGCAGGCGGCCUUCGCUGGUCAAGCCUUUAACCAUUCAGUCGCACGUUUGGUGGUCAGCUGGGAUCAGGAUGUAGCCAGAACAAGGAGCCCGCAAAGGACACACAGUGCUGCCACAGGGGUGGAAGUGAGACUAACAAGAAGAGAGUAAGAACUCCAGUAAUUGGGGAGAGGAACAUGUUAUUUGGGUUACUCUCCCUCUGGUCUGAUUCUUCUCACCAACAUCAGCACACGCCAGAUCGCUGGGGCUCAUCCUGAUUCGAUGCUGUAGUUCACGGCCAAGACUGUCGGAAAGAUUCCUCAGAAAGGCGGCUUUCUUCCCCGCUCACCUUCUCCUCUCCCUCAAGGAAGCUGAGGGGCGGGCACUGCACAAGCCCAUACUGGUCUCUUUCCCGUACAGACCAGCAGCACGAAAACCGAAGACUGAAUUAAAUGUUUGAAACGCUUGCCAGACUCCAAACUCCUGUCCCCCCUGGCUGGGGCCCCUGGGAGCUGUAAGUUCUGCAACAUGUGGAGGCCACAGGUUCAGGGCCAUUUGGACCAAGGGGCCAGUUGUAGGAAUAUGCCGCUGACAAUCUUUGUUGUUAAAAAUUGGGGAUUUUUCUGAAAAGUUGUGUUGCGUGUCGCUGA